Silurus meridionalis is the source of this 1405-nucleotide messenger RNA. RefSeq names its product polymerase (DNA directed), epsilon 3 (p17 subunit) (gene pole3). Gene Ontology annotation, biological process: leading strand elongation; heterochromatin formation; DNA damage response. Lineage: Eukaryota; Metazoa; Chordata; Actinopteri; Siluriformes; Siluridae. The transcript is spliced from 4 exons. Gene Ontology annotation, cellular component: epsilon DNA polymerase complex; CHRAC. Gene Ontology annotation, molecular function: chromatin DNA binding; protein heterodimerization activity. Bases 456 to 905 code for a protein of 149 amino acids. The record is from RefSeq and is a predicted model, not a curated record.
CUGACAGAGUCAGAGGUAAAACUCGUGGUUUGGAUGUUUAGCGCGCUCCAAAACAAACUCGGUUGCUAGUUUCCCUCUUAACCGUAUAUCUUACAGGAUCAGAUCUACUGCAUGUAACCGACUUUAGCUGGGAUAUUUUGUUUCGUUUCAUAUCCUGUUUUGUUUCUACAGAACUUCCGGCUUGUUAUUUGACAGGGUUUGGUUUGCUGCAGUUCGGGAAUAAUUAGCGGCUAACGGUUAGCUGCCUCGAGUUACUGUUCUGUUUUGUUCCGCAGGAAGCUGUAUAAUAAAUGUGCAUUCAAUACGCACUGUUGAACAAAACCUGUUCAUUUUAACAUCCUUCACACAUCCGCACAGUUUAUUCUGUAACAAUAAACCAGACAGUAUAGUGAAGUUCCUUCGCUAAUUGAGGCUAACACGGGCUAGCUGAGCUGAGCUGCUGUACUGUAGUAGAAAUGGCGGAGAGACCGGAGGACCUGAACCUGCCCAACGCUGUCAUCACCCGCAUUAUCAAAGAGGCUUUACCAGAUGGUGUAAAUGUGUCCAAAGAGGCAAGAAGAGCCAUAUCUCAAGCAGCCAGUGUAUUUGUUCUGUAUGCAACAUCAUGUGCCAACAGUUUUGCCAUGAAAGCCAAAAGGAAAACUCUAAAUGCUGGGGAUGUGAUGUCUGCUAUGGAGGAGAUGGAGUUUGAGCGUUUCUUGCCCCCUCUGCGUGAGGCUCUUGAGGCCUACAAAAAGGGCCAGAAGGGGAAAAAAGAGGCAUCGGAACAGAAACGCAAGGAUAAAGAGAAGAAGAAUGGCACAGAGGAAAAUGACAAGAGCAGAGAGGAAGAGGAGGAUGAAGAGCAAAUGGAGGAUGAGCAGGAUGGAGAGAAUGAAGGAGAGGAGGAGGAUGUGGAGAACUGAGGAGGAAUGACAGCAGUUCUGCACCAUAUUCUAGGUUAUUAAAGACACUUUAGUUGUUUGUCCACUUUGUAGAAGGUAGAGAAAACAAACAGCCAGCACUUGAUCUCUAAGGAAAAUAAAAUAAGGUGCAGAGGAUUAAAAGAUGUUGUAUUUGUCUUCUCAGCAGCAGUAUGAAGCAGUCAUCACCUACACAAGUUAGUUUAGAAAAAAGUUGUCCAUAUCGGUUUAUUUGUAGAUGGAUAUCAGACUGAGCGAGAGGUUGUACACACACGUUCUAAAAAUUCUGCUCUUUCUGUGAUUGAUGUCUGCAGGUGAAGAUGUACGGUCAGCCACACCUUUUAGUGCUUUGUCUUGGAAUAAGCUGUACUGGAAAGUCUGGCCGCACAUUCAAAAAUUCAGGGAAUGUGGAAAAUGCAUUGUUAACUUUUUUUUAUAGUUUCCUCACAAGUCAGAACUUGAUAAAUGUUAAUACUUUUGAAUAAAUUUGUACUUUUGUAGAA